Messenger RNA from Volvox carteri f. nagariensis, 246 nucleotides. RefSeq lists its product as uncharacterized. The annotation marks the transcript as partial. Gene Ontology annotation, cellular component: U2-type prespliceosome; nuclear speck; commitment complex. The transcript is spliced from 3 exons. Gene Ontology annotation, molecular function: pre-mRNA 3'-splice site binding; poly-pyrimidine tract binding. The record is from RefSeq and is a predicted model, not a curated record. NCBI's taxonomy places the organism in Eukaryota, Viridiplantae, Chlorophyta, Chlorophyceae, Chlamydomonadales, Volvocaceae.
CACAAACUCUUCGUCGGUGGUUUGCCGUGUGAAUGGGGCGAGGACAUGGUGAAGGAGCUGCUCAUACCGUUCGGCACCCUGAAGAGCUUCAAUCUUGUGAUGGACAAAUCCACCGGGAAAUCCAAGGGUUACGCCUUCUGCGAGUAUGUGGAGGACAGCUCCGCCGAGGUGCUCAUCAAGAACCUGCAUAUGCGUCGGAUCGGCAGCAAGGCACUCACUGUCAAACGCGCCAUGGAAGGGAGCCGU